This is a messenger RNA of Diaporthe citri, 1383 nucleotides long. RefSeq lists its product as uncharacterized. The transcript is spliced from 6 exons. NCBI's taxonomy places the organism in Eukaryota, Fungi, Ascomycota, Sordariomycetes, Diaporthales, Diaporthaceae. Gene Ontology annotation, cellular component: membrane. Gene Ontology annotation, molecular function: transmembrane transporter activity. The coding region runs from base 1 to 1383 and encodes 460 amino acids. Gene Ontology annotation, biological process: transmembrane transport. The record is from RefSeq and is a predicted model, not a curated record.
AUGGCAUCAGACGGACGAAAGCCAUGGUGGCGGAUACAAUGGUUCGCGGACGAGGACACGCGCGAGGAGAGGAAGCUCAUCUUCAAGCUCGACCUCCUCAUCGUCCCGUAUGCAUUCCUUGCAUACUGGACAAAGUACAUCGACCAAGCCAACCUGAACAAUGCGUACGUCUCCGGGAUGAAAGACGAUCUCGGAUUCGCGGGCAACGAGCUGGUCCAAUUACAGACAAUGUACACGGUCGGCGCGGUCGUGGGCCAGAUUCCGUUCAUGUUCCUCUUUACAUUCCGCGCCAAGAGCUUCGCUGAAAUUGCGGCGUAUCGCUUCCUUGUCGGGUGGUUCGAGGCGGCAUUCUUUCCUGCCAUGCAUUACAUAUUUGGCGCUUGGUACAGGGGUGACGAGAUCGCUCGACGGGGCGGCGUGUUUUACGUUGGGCUCACGCUGGGAACGCUGACCGCCGGUCUGAUCCAAGCUGGUGCUUCGUCCUCACUCCAUGAUGUCAAUGGCCUAGCAGGAUGGCGUUGGAUGUACAUUAUAUGCGCCAUCAUUACGAUUCCUAUUGGAAUUCUGGGUUACUUCAUCUUACCGGGAACGCCAGACAAGCCCAAUAAGAUAUUCCUCAAACAGACGGAUAUCGACCUGGCAGUACAGAGGCUUAAGAGAGCUGGUCACGCGACCACGGGCAAAUUCGAAUGGCGCGUAAUCAAACAGCUUGCUACGAAGUGGCAGUUCUGGGCCCUCGUGUGGCUCGACAUAUUCUUCUGGAACGGCAGCAUAAACACGUCGACCGGCGGCUUCCUGCUAUGGAUCAAGAGCCUGGACCGCUACUCGACCCCAAAGGUCAACGAGCUCGGCACAAUCUCGCCGGCGUUGGGGAUAUUCUACACCUUGCUGAUAUGCUUCGCAUCGGAUCUCUUCCUCGGCCCUGCCUGGGCUAUUACCGCAGCGCAUGUCUGGAACAUUAUCGGGCUUAUCAUUCUGGUUGUCUGGAAAGUUCCGGGGCCGGCACUCUGGUUUGCCUUCGCCACGACCUACUCUGCGGUGGCCAUGUCUAGCGUGUUGUAUGGCUGGGUUAACCACCAGCUACGAGGGUCUCCGGCACAGCGUGCUUUCACUCUAGUACUCAUUAAUGCGGUUUCUCAGUCAACUACGGCUUGGACACCGCUGCUUGUCUUCCCGACUGUCGAGGCGCCCCGGUUCACGAAGGGCUACUCGUUCGUCCUGGCGAAUGCCAUCUGCCUGAUCGCACUGGCACAUUUCAUACGUAUUUUCCUCAAGCGACAGGAAUCGAGCGCAGACACUGAUGAGGCUGAGGCUGAGGCUUCAGACACCGAGGGAGUGGUUGCGAUCCCCAGCACAGAUGGGGCCAAGGCCGAUGCUGUCUAA